Messenger RNA from Aspergillus versicolor CBS 583.65, 2046 nucleotides. RefSeq lists its product as uncharacterized. Bases 1 to 2046 code for a protein of 681 amino acids. Gene Ontology annotation, cellular component: cytosol; mitochondrion. Gene Ontology annotation, biological process: dTMP biosynthetic process. NCBI's taxonomy places the organism in Eukaryota, Fungi, Ascomycota, Eurotiomycetes, Eurotiales, Aspergillaceae. Gene Ontology annotation, molecular function: tRNA-guanosine(34) queuine transglycosylase activity; thymidylate synthase activity. The transcript is spliced from 9 exons. The record is from RefSeq and is a predicted model, not a curated record.
AUGCAAAAUAUUCGGGCAAGCCGUAUAGUAUUACAUCCGUUUUAUCCCGCACCAAAAGCAACCUCGCCGUCGCCUCCCCGGUCCAUGUCCACAACCCCGCCGCGGAAGGCAAUGCCUUCAGCAUUGACCUUUGACCUGCAUCGCAAGUGCUCUACUACGAAAGCCCGCGCUAGCACCCUCCACCUCCCUCAUGGCUCCGUUCCUCUGCCGAUCUUUAUGCCGGUUGCGACGCAGGCCUCCCUCAAAGGCCUUACAUACGACCAACUAAAACAGACUGGAUGUAUGCUAUGCCUAAAUAAUACGUAUCACUUAGGGCUGAAGCCUGGACAGGCGGUACUGGAUGAGGUAGGAGGAGCACAUAAAUUUCAGGGAUGGGACCGGAAUAUUCUGACGGAUAGUGGGGGGUUCCAAAUGGUCUCUUUGCUAAAACUUGCAAAAGUUACGGAGGAAGGAGUUCGGUUUUUGAGUCCCCAUGAUGGUACUCCAAUGUUACUCACCCCGGAGCACUCAAUUUCCCUCCAAAACUCCAUUGGCUCCGACAUUAUCAUGCAGCUUGACGAUGUGAUUGCGACGACCUCACCAGAUCAUGCACGAAUCAAUGAGGCGAUGGAGCGCUCGGUCCGCUGGCUGGAUCGGUGCAUUGAAGCCCACAAAAACCCAGAGACGCAGAACCUAUUUUGCAUUAUCCAAGGUGGCUUAGAUUUGGAGUUAAGAAAACAGUGUUGUGCAGAGAUGGUCGCUCGAGAUACACCCGGAAUCGCAAUUGGGGGACUUUCAGGCGGAGAGGCGAAGGAGGAGUUUUGCAAAGUUGUUGACACCUGCACCGGUCUCCUUCCGGAUCACAAGCCACGAUAUGUGAUGGGCGUGGGAUACCAGGAGGAUUUGGUUAUAGGUGUUGCCCUCGGCGCAGAUAUGUUCGACUGCGUUUGGCCAACCAGAACUGCCCGCAGAGAUGAGGGAGGCCUCGGCAUUACGAGAGCAUAUAUCCACCACCUGGCGUCUAAAGAGACGGCCGGGGCUCACCUGAAAAUGACACUCUCAAACGACAUCCAGCAGGGCAAUGGUGCCGCUGCCACACCACCUCAAAUACCCCAAAACCCCUCCCAUGAAGAACACCAGUACUUAAAUCUAAUCCGCCAAAUCCUCACCGAGGGCGAACACCGACCCGACCGCACAGGCACCGGAACACGCUCCAUAUUCGCUCCACUUCCUAUGCACUUCUCGCUCUCGAAGCCCGAUCCAGCGAAUGUAGGAUCGAAAAUCCCUGUUCUACCCCUCCUCACCACAAAACGUGUUUUCCUACGCGCCGUCCUCGCCGAACUCCUCUGGUUCAUCUCAGGCUCGACAUCGUCCAUCCCCUUAUCCGAGGCGGGUAUCAAGAUCUGGGACGGAAAUGGCUCGCGCGAGUUUUUGGAUAAUGUCGGUCUUUCACACCGGGAAGUCGGCGAUCUAGGCCCUGUUUACGGGUUCCAGUGGCGCCAUUUCGGCGCUGAGUAUGUGGAUGCUCAUACUGAUUACACUGGACAAGGUGUUGAUCAGUUGGCCGACGUUGUGAGGAAGAUUAAAGAGACGCCGUUUGACCGACGGAUUAUCAUGUCGGCGUGGAACCCCGCGGAUUUGAAGAAAAUGGCCCUCCCACCUUGUCAUAUGUUUGCUCAGUUUUAUGUCUCCUACCCUGAGGGCAUCGAGGAAGGGAAAGGCAAAGGCAAGGGUGAAUUGAGCUGUUUGUUGUACCAGCGGAGUUGUGAUAUGGGCCUUGGUGUGCCGUUUAAUAUUGCUUCUUAUGCACUGUUAACGCACAUUAUUGCGCAUGCUACGGAUUUGAACCCAGGCAAGUUGAUCCACACGAUGGGCGAUGCUCAUGUAUAUCUGGAUCAUGUGGAAGCUCUGCAGGAGCAGCUGACGAGAGAGCCGACUGAGUUCCCCGAGUUGAAGAUUAAGAGAGAAGAUCGCGGUAGUGGUGUUAUUGAUGGAUGGGAAGAGGAAGAAUUUGAGGUUAUUGGGUAUCAACCUCACAAAGCGAUUAAGAUGAAGAUGAGCGUUUAG